Sphaeroforma arctica JP610 is the source of this 1566-nucleotide messenger RNA. RefSeq lists its product as hypothetical. The transcript has 3 exons. The record is from RefSeq and is a predicted model, not a curated record. Lineage: Eukaryota; Ichthyosporea; Ichthyophonida. The coding region runs from base 1 to 1566 and encodes 521 amino acids. Gene Ontology annotation, biological process: cellular response to oxidative stress; hydrogen peroxide catabolic process; response to reactive oxygen species. Gene Ontology annotation, molecular function: peroxidase activity; heme binding.
AUGGUAAGAAUUAGCACAAUCAGUCUCCUGGCAGCUGUCUGUGCAGCUACUGUCGCCGCUCAGCAACAGAUAUUUGACAAACAAUGGUACUCUGAGCUUACCUCCACAGCACAGGCGCAGUACGACAACUUGGUUGAGGAAAUCACCGAAUUCCUAAAUGGCAAUAGUGAGGACUUUCGAGAUGAUGACCAAUACCCAGGAUUCGGACAGCCUUCCACGCUGCCUGUACAUUCCAGCAUAAAAGUAACCGUGGAGAAGAACUUCGGUCCAAACGGUUGUAUAUUAUCAGCCACAGAGAUACUCGAGGGAUUUGCUUCAAAACACAAGGUGUCUUUUGCCGAUACGCUGGUCAUUGCAUCUACUAUUGGACUGCAGGAGAUGGGAUUUCCGGCAAUGCAUCACAUCCAAGUAACCGGUGGUCGAUACGAUGUCAAGGACGACCCUGAGGAAGAGUUGAAUUCACACCUACCUGCCUCAGAUGUCAAUCCAAUAAGGAUGUUCACCGAACAGUACGGCUGCGAACUCGACGGACUUGUUGCGCUUACUGGCGGCGCUCAUAGCUUUGGUGCAUCGCAUGCAAAAUGUUCUGGAUACGAAGGUACUAGGAGUGCAGAUCCUUUGAAGUGGGAUGUGAAUGGCAAGGGAUUUGACUUCUUUUCAGAUAUGGUAAAAGAUGAUUGGCAAUGGUUCUGGGUCUCGCGAUUUGAGGACGAUACGAUCACAUACACACCUUCUCACGACUCCACAUUCCCCAGUGAUCACAAUGUUCAAGCCAGAAACCGCGGAGAGCAGGGUAUAACCAAGGUAACCGCACCUGAGGCGACCAAAACCGGUACCAACCGAGUCGCCAGAGAUGAGGAAAUACAGGUAAUGCGUGAUUGUGAAUUACCAACAGACGCUAAGAACAUGAAAAUCACAGACACCCUGUGUGUAAAUGGCACCUCUCGCGCGGUCAUACGUCUGCCUGUGGACUUCUGGAUGCUGAAGCGCAAGGACAUGCGCCAAUAUGCGUUAGAGUUCGCAGAAAGUGAUGAGAAGUUUGCCAAAGCCUUUGCACAGGCCUGGCAGAAAAUGAUUGAUCAAGGCACGGACAGAUGCUCAGCCCUUGGAACGGUCUGCGCGGAAAUUGAAGUGUGUCAUAAGCAGUUGGAAUAUGGGUUCUAUGUUGAUGGUAUCUGCGAGGCCACUGAUACCAACGAGGGAGAGUGUGACACGGAUCUGUGUCCCAUGGAGUGGCGAGGUGAUGGAAUGUGUGAUAAGCUGUGCAACACUGAGGAGUGUCGUCAUGACUCUGGUGAUUGCGAGGAGCACAACUGCAGUCCGAAAUGCUCCCCAUCGAUGUUAGGCGACGAAUGUGACACCCUGCCUGAGUAUAUGCUGCCCAAGUGUCCCAAUGCCAGUCAGUAUGCCGAUCGCUAUGAUGCGCACGCCGUGAAGGACUGGUCUGUGAAUUGCGACCAGCUGGCACAGUCGGGUCGUUGUGUAGAGAGCCACGAGUACAUGGAGAUAGUGUGCAAGGCAGCAUGCACUGAGGUCAAGGAACAUGACAAAAAAUACAGUUACUAG